AUGUGCCGAGUUCUGGACAUCUUUCUGGCUCUGCUAAGUCGCUUCCUGUUUGCAGUACAUGGCAUCGUUACAGUGUGGCGUGUUGUGGUGGUGAAGGGCGAGCCCUGCUAUUGGCUGCUGCUGAUGGGCGUGGCACUGCUGGGUGUAGAGAUGGCCGUUACUAUCAAAUGCACCCACAACGCAGAGUGGAGAUGGUUCUCUCCAAUGGUCUUCCUUUAUCUCAGUACUGUGAUUCCCUCCAUCUGGUUCCUGGAGCUGAACCUUCUGCAGCUCAAGUUGCCAAUCAACUCGUCUUCAGCUGAUCAUCUACUCCUGUCUGAUAUCCCCAUAGCAGCAGGAUUAGCAGAUUUGGAACCUGAGAACUGGGUGGCCGGUUUGGAGCAGACCAUGCUUAUCGUACUGGUACUAGGACGCUGGCUCAUGCCGAAAGGUGACAUGUCACGUGACCAGCUCUCACAACUCCUCAUGGUCUAUGUGGGCCUGGGUGCAGACAUCCUAGACAUCUUUGACACUUUCAAGGAACCUGAAGUGAAAACCAACCAUGCUGUAGUUAUUGUGGGGCUGAGCCUCUUCUCCUGGGCCUUAAUGCAAUUCCCUUUGGUUCUGACACAGACAAAUCCCCCUAAACCCCACACAAAGAUCCAUCUUAAAGCCAUCAAACCUGGGUUACUGCCCUGCCCUUAUACCUCCUGCUGCUCCAGUGAGAUCUGGAGUCUUCUUCUUACUGUUGGUCUCCAGGACGGCCCAUUCCUCGUGUACCGCCUCUACCUGAUGCUCAAAGAAAAUGUUUUGAACCAGCUGAUGAUCUUCUUCAUAUGUAAGAACAUCCUCAUUGUCAUGCUAGAGCUGUACAGGAUUGGUGUGGUCCACUUUGAGCUGCACAGGCCUGGAGAGGGAGAAUGGUCACCUGAUGAACCUCAAAGACAGACAGAAAGUGUUGAAGGUGAAAGGUUUGAAGUUUUAGAGUCUAACCAUCAAGGAGUAAAUGAAUGUAUUGACGAAAGUUGA
Neoarius graeffei (lesser salmon catfish) is the source of this 1008-nucleotide messenger RNA. RefSeq names its product transmembrane protein 26. The record is from RefSeq and is a predicted model, not a curated record. The transcript has 3 exons. The coding region runs from base 1 to 1008 and encodes 335 amino acids. Lineage: Eukaryota; Metazoa; Chordata; Actinopteri; Siluriformes; Ariidae.